Molecule: messenger RNA, 234 nt
Organism: Diaporthe amygdali
Lineage: Eukaryota; Fungi; Ascomycota; Sordariomycetes; Diaporthales; Diaporthaceae
Exons: 1
Coding region: 1-234 (77 amino acids)
Source: RefSeq, a predicted model, not a curated record
AUGCAAACCCUUCAGAACCCCCUUUUCGUUCAACUGCUUGCUGACAACGAAAGCGGGACCGAUCAAUUUGUAGCGGUCAUCCUCCCCAGGGACUCUGCGGAGGAUGAGCGGCGUCUGUACCCCAAAGAUGAAAGCGCAGACGUCGCUUGUUUCAAUGGUCCAUGGGCCGAGUCCAUAAUACCCUCUCUCGAGCAUGAAAAGACGCGCAUUGACGGCAGUGAACAUCAAAUUUGA